Oryza brachyantha (malo sina) is the source of this 1290-nucleotide messenger RNA. RefSeq names its product electron transfer flavoprotein subunit alpha, mitochondrial. Gene Ontology annotation, molecular function: flavin adenine dinucleotide binding; electron transfer activity. Bases 58 to 1128 code for a protein of 356 amino acids. The record is from RefSeq and is a predicted model, not a curated record. The transcript has 8 exons. Gene Ontology annotation, cellular component: mitochondrion. NCBI's taxonomy places the organism in Eukaryota, Viridiplantae, Streptophyta, Magnoliopsida, Poales, Poaceae.
GCUUCGCUGCGCUGCGCUGCUCUUCACUUUGGGUUCCGAUUCGAGAGAGCAAAGGGCAUGGCGGCGAUGGUGGCGGGUGCGUUGAGGAGGGGGACGGCGACCGGCGCCCGCGCGGGGUUCUUCGCCCGAUCGCUCCGUAGAUUCGUGAGCACACUGGUCGUAGCGGAGCACGAAGGCGGAUUCGUGAAGCCCUCGUCCCUGAGCGCAUUGGCGGCAGCGGAGGCCAUUGGCAAGGAGAAUAGGGUUUCUCUUCUGUUGGGCGGAUCCGGGCGGGCGCUGCACAAGGCUGCGGAGCAUGCUGCUUCCAGCCAUCCAUUGGUCUCCGAGGUUCUUGUUGCUGAUUCAGAUGCCUUUGCACAUCCAUUAGCUGAGCCUUGGGCCGAGUUACUUCGUUCUGUUCAGCAGAAAGGUGGCUACUCCCAUGUUAUAGCGGCAUCAACCUCAUUCGGGAAGAAUUUGCUUCCACGUGCUGCUGCUCUUCUUGAUGUAUCCCCUGUUACGGAUGUCACUGCAAUAUCCGAGGGACGCUUCUUUGUGAGGCCUAUUUAUGCUGGAAAUGCACUUUGUACUAUGCGAUAUACUGGAGAGGAUCCUUGUAUGAUGAGCAUUAGGUCAACAUCAUUUUCCCCAACAGAGGCUAUGUCAGAAACAAAAGUUGCACCUAUCUCCCAGGUUGAUCUCUCUUUCCUCAGUGAAGGAAGCUUGGGGAAAUCUGCAUGGGUGAAUCUGAAAUCCCAAGAUACAGAACGGCCUGAUCUUGCAAAUGCAAGUGUAGUAGUAACUGGAGGCAGAGGUUUGAAAAGUGCUGAGAAUUUCAAGUUAUUGGAGCAGCUUGCAGAGAAACUUGGGGCAGCAGUGGGUGCGACCAGAGCCGCUGUUGAUGCAGGAUUUGUUCCAAAUGAACUUCAGGUUGGUCAGACUGGGAAAAUAGUUGCGCCUGAGCUGUAUAUGGCUUUUGGAGUAUCUGGAGCAAUACAACACUUGGCGGGAAUGAGAGACUCCAAGGUUAUCGUGGCUGUCAACAAAGACGCAGACGCACCCAUAUUCCAGGUUGCGGACUACGGAAUUGUUGCUGAUCUAUUCGAAGUUCUUGACGAACUUCUACAGAAGCUACCUGACAAGAAAUGAGUGUGCUAACUUGAUAAUCCGUGUCCAUGUCAUAUUCGUUGGUAUUAUGUUGUUAAUAAGAUGAAGCAUCCUCGUAAUGUUAUCCCGCCAAAAGAGGAAAGGUUCAUAUGCUCACACAGGCACGAAUAAAUGAGCACAAUGCGUACUGUCGUUUUCUGUAGA